Messenger RNA from Ruditapes philippinarum (Manila clam), 3032 nucleotides. RefSeq lists its product as uncharacterized. The record is from RefSeq and is a predicted model, not a curated record. The coding region runs from base 427 to 2853 and encodes 808 amino acids. NCBI's taxonomy places the organism in Eukaryota, Metazoa, Mollusca, Bivalvia, Venerida, Veneridae. Gene Ontology annotation, biological process: signal transduction. The transcript has 3 exons.
GUUGAGCAGUAUACUGGCAUACUUUAGAUAACGCAUAACACAAAAAUAGAUUUUUAAACCUGUGUUUUCAUCUUUUUGGAGUUUUAGAUAAUAGAAAUGAAUAUAUUGGAACAACAUAAAUGGUUUUAACAAAGUCAGGUCAUAAAAUGUGUUGAAAUAUCUGGAAAAAGAGUGAUCCAUCGGAAGAAUUAAAACAGCAAAAUAACAAGUGCAACAUCCCCCACGCACCCUAGCACCGGCUUUAGCGGUACCCAAUUCUCAACACUUAAAAAUGCUGGAUUUUAUGAUCCCAAAGGACCAAAAAAUAUAACAACACUGAAGUGAAGUACGAGUCAACUUUUUACGGCUGUCACACAGAACUUGACACCUGAUGUUGUGAUGUGUAAUGAAGCAUUGAUUUUUACCUGACAGCGUUAUAAGAUUAGGAUGCAUCACUUUCCGAGUACAUUACACUUUGCAGUUGGGCUGCAAUUCUGGAAGAAUUUAGCAGGGAAAUGUAUACUAGAAUUUGGAAAAAUUGUUUGCAUCUUAGUUUUAUGGCUUCAUAUUGUUUUUGACCUUAAUCCGGAUAUUAUUGUAUGUUUGUUCAUAUUAUUUAAAGUACAUGAAAUGCCGUAUUAUGGAACGUUUAAUACAACGAGCUGGAUUGAUAUAUUUAGACAAAUAGUUUACAUCGUACUAAUAGCAGUAUACUGGCCUUUGUGCCUUGGUUACGAGGGUCCUAAUUUCACAUCCAUUUCCUUAUAUAUAAUUCUCAGCUGUGUCGAAUGUUUUGGAGACAGUUGUGCUCAUCCUUACAUUUAUGGAUCAAAUCAAAGUCAAUCAGUUUUGGAUUAUUGUGAUCUAUGUUCUGUCGUAGCUUAUCUAACGAAAAAGUAUGUGUUUGGUUACCGUAGUAUAAUUGCGUUAAUAUUCACUGUUUUCCACCAAUAUUGUCACUUGAGUUUUGUAUUACCUGCCUGUAAGCAAAUAGAACAUAGAAUUAAGGAAGCAUAUUUAAGCUUACGAUCGUAUAUUGUUCUACGGCAUAGAUUUUUGAAAAAGUAUGGCAAAAGGAAAGUCUGCUGUUAUUUUCUAAUUUUUGUACUGAAAAUAUGUACUAUUUUGAUGUUUUCAAUAGGAAUAAUAAAAAUGAACCAACAGAUUUCCGUUAUGUACAGAGAAUACGGUUGGCAACAGACGAUAGAUUUUUCAAAUGAAAGUUUGUUUGAUUAUAGAUUCACUAGCAUGAACAACUAUUCACAUCCAUUGUUAUAUACAUUUGAAAAGUGCAUCCAAAAUACAUGUUCAACAGUAAUAUCUAACAAAGCAGAAGAAAGCUAUUUAAGAAAAUGUGACAUCAAGAAAACCACAUCAAAUGAACAUGUAUUAUUAUCUGUUAAGGAUAUCAAUUGGGAUAGAAAUAGUGUGUAUGUUUGGACUUUUAACGAUGUACCCGUUUCUAAAAUCAGUGCAUAUAAAUAUGUUCAAGUGAGAAAACCACCAGAUUUUUACUUGAUUAUAAGGAAUGUGAAUAGCUAUGACUUUGGAACAUACACACUUGUUAAACAAAUGUGUGUCAAUCUAAGUAAUUGUGAAAAUACGCCUUUUUACAGGCCGCACAAACUUCUCAUACAAAAUGAGAUUAUACCGGUAGGAGCCAUAGCAUGUACUCAUCUCAUUGAACAGGACAGUAAUUUGAUUAUCCAUGCUUCCUUAGGAGAAUUGAUAAAACUGGCUAAUAUAACUGUGAUUAUGGAAAAAGGAGAUACUAGUACCAUUUAUGAAUUUCAAAGUGAUUCCUUUUGGCAACGAAAUGAAAACAAGUGCGGUGUUUUCACAAAAUCAAAAUUCAAAACAGGUUAUUCAAUGGAAAUAAAUGAUAUCACGGAGCAAUGGUGUGUAAUAAAACUACAAAUGUUAUUUUGCGUCUCUCCUGACUUAUACUGGAACCAAAAUUACAUCUUGUACUGGAUCAAUAACAUUCCCAUGCAUUAUACACUUUCUUUUGAACCGCCGCUUGUUGAUCUUUUUAAUAAAGAAUUUCUUGAUUAUUAUCUACAGUGUGAACAUAUGGGCUACGCCUUGAAGACAUUUUACAAAUGCAUUGAUACAUUUUAUUUUCAAGACAAACAUUUGUUGAAUGUAACUUUAAAACAAUACGAUAUAAUGAAACGUAAAGAGUUGGCAGUCUAUGUCUGUCUUUUUAUAGUCUACUAUUUGCUGUUUGUGUUUUGUCUUAGCAUUCUUGAUAAAUUGUUAUUUCAUAUAUUUCAUACACAAGUUAGAAAUGUUAUAAGUAAUAUGAAUUUGUUGUCAACUAAGCCGUUUGAAUUUGACAUUUAUCUAUCCUACAAUGAUGAAUUUCCAAAUGACAGAAGCUUCGCCGAAGAAACAAUUAAAUAUAACCUAAUACAAUCCAAAGGGUACAAAGUUUGUGAUUGUGAAAAUAUAAAGCUCGGCCAACACAGACGUAUAGCAUUUGAGGAAAACAUAACCAAAAGUAAAUUGCUGGUUAUACUUCUAUCUGCCGAAUAUUUAAAAAACGAGAUAUGUAUGCAGCUGGAAUAUGAAUAUACUCUGUUAUCUCUUAUUGGAGCAUCGAAAAUAUCUAGAGACAACGUUUUAAUACUUAAAAUGGAUACUUGUCCACGAGACGCUAGACCGUUGACUCAAGUCCACGUGCUUGACUGGACUGACACGGUAAAUAACUUACGAACGGAGUCAGAAAAGAAGGAGAAACUGCACGAAUGGUUGGUUCAACGUUUCAGAAAACCUGGAAAACUUAAAAUGUCUUUAAUUUCUUGGGUUCUGUGUCCUAUCUUACGAAUGAUUGGCUUAGAUUUGCAACCAGGGAAUAUUGAAAGACAAUGACAACGAUGGUGGUAUAAUUUAUACUUACAUGACAUAGUGCUUAAUUAUUUAUUAUGUAAGCAUUGUCACUGCUUGUUGUAUAAGAUAACAAUUUUAUUUCAAUCCUCUAAUAAAAAUAUCGUUUGACACAUUUGUGACAAUUAUGAAAACUGUUUAUGAUUAUGAAAUAAAUUUUAGUA